Neodiprion fabricii is the source of this 1744-nucleotide messenger RNA. RefSeq names its product THAP domain-containing protein 2-like. Lineage: Eukaryota; Metazoa; Arthropoda; Insecta; Hymenoptera; Diprionidae. The transcript has 4 exons. Bases 266 to 1117 code for a protein of 283 amino acids. The record is from RefSeq and is a predicted model, not a curated record.
UUUCAUAAAUCCAAUAUGGUGUUUCGACGCGUUGUUUUCUUAUACAUAUCUUGUUUGAAAUAAGAGCCAGGGACCUACAUGUGAUGUGUGACGAAUACUUAUUAGUAAUUUAAAUAUUUUACGAUGUUCAAUUAUGUUUAUAAAAGUUUUCAACAGGUAAUGACUGUUCAAUGGUAAAAAAUGGUCCGAAAGUGUUGCGCUUGUUUCAAAGGUUGCGGCAAGGGGGAAAAGAUAACCUUACACAAUAAUCAACGAAUAAAAAGUAAUGAGCUAUGCAAAUUUACAAUGCAGAUUUCCUAGAGAUCAAUUUGUUCGGCGACAAUGGGUGAAUGCAAUUCAACGUAAAAACUUUAUGCCAAGCAAUACAAGUGUUCUAUGCAGCAGACAUUUCACCGCUGAAUGUUUUACAUAUGGAAAGUCUGGCAGCCAAAAAAGGGUAUUUAUAAAACCGAACGCAGUUCCUACGCUAUUUCCACCGAUAACACAAUCCAGGAGAUCCUUAAUGCGAUCGAUACUUCCACCUCCAAGCAAAACAGAAUGUUCUGAGAAUGGAUUUCUUGCGAGUCAAUCGAGCAAUCCUGAGGAAUAUGUGAAGUUGGAAGCGCAAGCGUAUACCGAUACCAAUGUCAGUGAGGCUGGUAUGUCGAUAGAAUCAGCAGAAAACGUAUUGGACAUGGAGUUCCUAAAAGAGCAAGGUAGCUCCAUAGACUGGGUUGAACAUUUUGACCAAAGCAAUAGCUCACCGGCACACGUCAAUGAACAGAGUGCCUCUAUAGACUGGGUUCAGCAUUGUGAACGAAGUAACGACUCCAUCACACAAUACAAUAGAGAGUCCAAUCCUCCAUCGUUCGCUGAAGAACAAAAGAAUUGUGAUGAUAGUGACGAUGUAUUUGAGUUUAAAUCAAGAAGAAGAAUUCUUAAGAAUUUAAACUCGGCAUUGAGCCGUAUAGCAGCACAGCGGAAAGAGCUAAAAAUUGUAAAACAGAAAAAUAGGCUACUUGAAAAACGUUUAUCCAUACUUAAAGCACUGUUAACGCAUGUGUUAAGUGAAAAAAUACUUUCAGAAGAUGAAAACAUCUCAGAUUCAGAAUCAGAAUCGGAAAUUUGGAGUGGGUGAUGCUAGAUGCUGGGUUUUCUGAACACCAUACAGAACUUUAACUUCAAUCGGGCUUACUAAUAUGGUCUAAGGAUGCAGUAUGUUUUUUUAUUUGUUUGUUCAGCUAGGUGAAUUUUCGAUACCUAUUCGCUAAUGUGCUUACAUGCAUUUCAAGCUGGAUAGUAACCUUGCAAAUCGGAGAAACAAAUUUUUACUUUGUGUUGAAAUAUAUUUUGUCACCGAUAGAGGUACAGGUUUCUUUUUUUUUUGAAUAAGUUGCUUAUCAAUGCUUCGAAAUACUAAAUUAAGCGACAGGACUAGUGUCUUGUUUCAGAAAUUCCAAAUAAGCAACACAUUUAGUGAGGACCCAAUUGUCUAUGCCGCAACAAGACGCAGCAAGUUUCAUUAUUUUGAGGCAAAUACAAAAUGAACCCAUUUCCAAAGCUAAAGGCAUCCUUUCAAUAGCUGGUUUUCUUCGAGAAAGAAUGAUUUCUUCAGUCUUUUAAUUAAUCAUUAAAAUUUGAUAAUUGUCGAUGGAACAAAGAAAUUUUAUCUUUAGUUUGAUUUGACAACUCGGAGUAACUUCGAGCAAAUUGACAAAUCUAACAAAGCUGAUCUGUAUGGAUAAUAAUAAAAAAUGUGCGAAUA